AUGCGCAGCGCGGGCCCCUCCUCUCUCCUGCUCCUCUGGGCCGGGCUGUCUGCUGGCGCGGCGGGAGCCCCCCAAGCGCCCGUCUCGACGAGCUUGGAGGUGCCCGCGAACUCCAGCAGUUCGCUCGCGUCCAGCAGCAGUUCGAGUAGUACGGAGACCAUUACCACGUCUUCCCCUUCUCCCAGCUCCAGUUCCGUGAACAUCUCUUCUUCUUCUCCAUCCGCUGCACCCGACACGUCGUCAUCCGCGUGGUCGAGCACCAGUGAGUCCGAGUCUGCUGCGCCCAGCAGCAGCAGCCAAUCUCCCAGUACGAGUUCCAGUCCUACUUCGCAGCCUGCUCCUUCCCCGCCUAGUAGUACUUCAGCGACAUGGUCCGAGUCCAGCGUAUCAUCCUAUUCUGCAUCUUCUUCAUCUUCCUCCCUCAGUUCCGUUCCGGGCUCCACUUCCGCCCCUGCUAGUUCUACUUCUGAAUUCCCCACCGUGACCUCUACGACGCCCACAACCAUAGCCUCUUCAUCCCCAUCCAGCACGCCGUCAUCCUCCCAGGUGACAGAUACCCAGUCCUCGGCCAGCGCAUCCAGCCCGAGCCAGCCGCCCGCGCAGAGUUCGUCCUCCGAAGCUCCCAGCACGAGCGCUCCCGCGCCGUCGUCGAGCCCCACUCUGUCCUCCACCGACAGCCCCUCUUCCGCGACUUUUACUGGGGACACGUCGAGUGACGGGGAGGACGGGCCCAGCUCUACGUCCGCGCCCAACGCGCCCUCGCAGACGAUUGGGACCUCGGCGCCCGCUGAUCCGGCGGGCACGGCGUCAGCCGCGCCUACGAGUACCCAGGGAGGGGCAGGGCAGGGUGCAACCUCCGCUCAACCCACGGACUCGUCAGUCCCUACCGAGCCCACGGAUACUGGCGUUCCGCCAUCCUCGCCCACUGAUACAGCUAGUUCGGGUAACUCUGCGCUCAGCACUACUCAGUCAGGCACAGCGCAAGGUACGACUUCUGCUCAACCUCCAGAUACUUCAGUCCCUCCUGAGCCCACG
Molecule: messenger RNA, 1035 nt
Organism: Gloeophyllum trabeum ATCC 11539
Lineage: Eukaryota; Fungi; Basidiomycota; Agaricomycetes; Gloeophyllales; Gloeophyllaceae
Exons: 1
Source: RefSeq, a predicted model, not a curated record